AUGAGCAGAGGGCUAGUGUAUGAGCACGAGAUCCGGCAGUCCCAAGUCGGCUAUCACAACGUCAAUAUGAAGAAUUUUGAGGAGAGCCUAGUGAAGCUCUAUGAGCGAGUUCUUAUCUUCCAGGUCUUAAUAUCUGAGCACUAUGAGAAGGGCAGUCUCCAUCGGACAUGGGAUUCCAUCUGGAACUCGGGUGUGGUGUCUGCAUUUGACAAGAAUACCGUUCAGUUGCAGUUGGAUCUCGAACAGGAGGCUGCCGCUAAUUCACGAAUACGUUCGCAGGACGGAUUCAAUACGAUUUUAGAAUCGAACGUGGAGUUAAGGCAGCAACUUCUGAAGCUGAUGCGCCAAAUCGAGGAUGCAAAGAGACGUCAAGACAUUCUGGCGUGGAUAUCAAACAUUCCUUAUGAAGACCAACACGACGAGGCAAAAAAAAAAAAAGUCGUUGCCAAGGGUACGGGAAGAUGGGUUUCCAAGCGACAUGAAUUCGAGUCAUGGCAGAAUUCGAGAAGACGUCGGAUUCUGUGGUCGAAUGGGAUCCCCGGAGCGGGAAAGACCAAAAUUAUGAGCGUCGUAAUAGAGAAGUUCAAAGAGGAAAUAUCCAGUGGCACUGCCCCCGAAGGGCAGUCACGAACAGCAACGGACCGAAUAGCGUUUUUCUACUGCCGUCGAUACGAAGAGUCUCGCAGGGACGGUGUGACGAUCCUCAGAAGCCUCGCAAAGCAGUUGGCAAUAUCCUGUGAUCCGCUUCCCAAAAGCCUCCAACGUCUAUACAAUGUCAAAGGAAAGAUUGGUUCGGCAAGCCGGAUUAUCCAUAUGAAACACGUCCAGAAAAUCCUCAAGAACGUCAUCGAAAUGAAUGGCAAUGUGGUUCUCUGCCUGGAUGCGCUGGAUGAAUGCUCGGAGGAGUCCAAGAAAUCUCUGCUCGAGACAUUAAAGCGAUUACUGAAGUUAUGCCACCGCCUGAAAGUGAUCAUCUCCAGUCGAGAUCAGCGUAUAAUUCAUACGCGGCUGGAGAACUAUCCCACAAUCUCCAUCACGGCGACUGACAACAAGGACGACAUCGACGGCCAACCCAACAUCGAUAUCAACGCAAAGAGGGGGCCGGAUACAGAGGCUUACGAUGGGGCUGCAUUGAUCGCUGCGUGUCGCAUUGGAAACCCUCGAACGGUAAAGUUGCUUUUUGAACAACCUGGGUUACAGGUCAACUUGCAGGCGUCUAAGGGUAGAUACGGCACUGCGCUCAUUGCCGCAUGCGCAAAACACAAAGCUACCAUUGUCCGGAUGCUUGUGGACCAUCUUGAUAUUGAGGUCAAUACUCAGUCGUCUGUUGGUGAUUUUGCCACUGCACUAAUUGCUACAUGUGGCUCCGACGGCGACAACCCCAAAGAAAAACCGCGGAGUAAUACUUCAAAAAGCACCGAGACUCUUGAUAUUCUGCUCAGCACAGCUCUUAUUGAUGUCGAUGCCACGUCCCCCCAUGGUAUCUAUGGAAAUGCCUUGGUUGCUACCUGUCUCGUGAAUGAUGAAGACCGCUUCAAAAAGAUUCUCCCAAGAUUCAUGGAGAAGACCAGUGUCAAAGCCCUGAUCAUGCUCGCCCGAGCCCAACACCCCAUUAUGGAUCAACGUCGCACUGAAGUAUCUCACAACCCUACACUCGGUACCGAAAUCGGGAAAAGGCUGAUCCACAACUGGAAGAUCGAACACGACAGUGACGCGGCCACACAUUUAUUACGAGCUGCCUUGAAAUUGCACAUCCUCGAAAUUGAAACUGACCUUUUCCAGAACAUCAGCUCGGAUUUAUUGGACGUCUUCGUUGAAAGAAUAACGGCUGAUUCUUGGAAGACCACAACUUAUCUUGAUUGGUUGGGAUUCCGAGAACCGUCACGAUUGACCACGCAAUACCUGCAAACGUGGUUUUGGCUUCCCCGGCGAUUGUAG
Aspergillus ibericus CBS 121593 is the source of this 1938-nucleotide messenger RNA. RefSeq lists its product as uncharacterized. Gene Ontology annotation, molecular function: protein binding. Lineage: Eukaryota; Fungi; Ascomycota; Eurotiomycetes; Eurotiales; Aspergillaceae. The coding region runs from base 1 to 1938 and encodes 645 amino acids. The record is from RefSeq and is a predicted model, not a curated record. The transcript has 4 exons.